Molecule: messenger RNA, 3336 nt
Organism: Tripterygium wilfordii
Lineage: Eukaryota; Viridiplantae; Streptophyta; Magnoliopsida; Celastrales; Celastraceae
Product: cytochrome P450 93A3-like
Exons: 2
Coding region: 1727-3238 (503 amino acids)
Molecular function (GO): monooxygenase activity; oxidoreductase activity, acting on paired donors, with incorporation or reduction of molecular oxygen; iron ion binding
Source: RefSeq, a predicted model, not a curated record
GGAACUAACUAACUACGUGAUGGAGUUGGGCUACGCAUAUUGUCAAACAGAUGGCGCACCAGUUGUCAGUACAGCCAACUAAGACACAGAAGGUUUUAAGUUCGAUCCAACUUGAUGCAAGUUAACACACCGGGUCACAAAAGAGGUUGUGUAAAAGCAAUGAAAACAACAUACAGAAACAACAGUGAUGUAUAAGAAUACCUCUUUUGCAAGAGAAGAUCUAAGUAGCCGUUGAGCAAAGGCCACACAGCUCGACAUUUGUAGCUGUCUUGCUUAUUUGGGAGAGGGAGGCUAGGGAUUUGAAGAAAACUAUUGCUGACUUCCCUCUUUGUAGAAGAUUAUCAAACGGCUUGGUUCGACAAUUGUAGUUUGAUCGUCGUACAUGGUUCUUAUUUGUCGGUUUUGGAUACUGGAUAGUUCGUGCUCGUGGCUUGCCAUUGCAGUCGUUUCCUUCUCGUACGUGCGUGCUCCCAGCUCGUGAUGAGAAUUUUCAGAAGAAACCGAGAAAUAAAAUUGCAACUGGUAAUGCAUUUCAAAAAUUGCUUUUGGAAACCUAAUUUGAUACUUGGAAAGUAUAGAAUUGGGGCAAUGUUCUUGAUCUUGUGAAACGGAAAGACCAAUCUAUUCGUGAGGUCUCGCCGGAAGGAGAUGGAUCCAGAAAGAAAGCAAGAUUCACCAGUUUUGAAGCGAGGGCAUGUAAAAUCACCGAUUUUGCGAGAGUACUUGCAGAAUAUGCCGAGACAGCAGCACAAGCAGGUAUCAGAAUCAGAACCUGGUUUUUCUGGAACUCCUGGUUUAUUUUGAUCAAAUAUGUCUACUUACAAGUUUGAGUUUGAGAUACACUCGUCAAAAAAGGACUCCCAGCAUUGGCAUUGGGAGGGUUUCAAAGAUAAGGCAAAGAUUUUAGGGUUUAGGAUCAUUAAACCUAGCAAGUGAAGAAGCAGAGGCUAAGGGAUGAAAGAAAAUGCUGAUACUUCUAUCCAAAGCCUUUGAAGCAGUUGCCCAACAGCUGAAGUAAAGCGCUGAGAUUGACGAGGUCAGACACAAUUCACAAAUAUUCAAGUUUUUCCUUUUAAAUGAUGCUUUCCUUUAUCUAGAAUCACGCAUUUAGAUCUUAUUUGUAAAAUCUGUCAAAUGUGGUAGUAGCUUAAAUCCCAUAGCAUAGCUGUCAGCCUUUGUUUGUGAAUUUUAGAGAGAACCUAAAAAACCAAAAAAAGAACUGUUAUUUUAUAACCUAGUAAAAUAGUGCUCCAGCAUACUAAAUCAGGCCAAGGUUCUUAGAAUUUUUCUUCCUUUAGUCCCCCUUGACUGGAUCUCAUUUACAUACAUUAACAGAUGACUGGGUCUCAUAAAUAUCAUGGUAUCUAACCUGGCCGGCCGUUUGCGGCAGCUGCGCGGUAGACAAGAUGCUAGAAUUCAUAAUUCAAUACAAGAUGUUAGAAUGAAAACAAAAGCAACAAAUUAAAUUUAGAAUGUUAAGAUCAGCACACAAACAUGUCAGGACAGAUCCUUUCUUAUAUAAUCAAUAGCAGGGGCGGAGACUUUAACAUAGAAUAUAUAGCACAUCCUUUUCAGUAACCACUAGGACAACCAAGUAGCCCAAACCCCAUGGUACAAAAUUUCCUCAAGUGCCAUAUUAUUUAUAUAUGUAUUGUAGAUUUUUAGAAUACCACCUGCCUGAUUUUCAAAAAGAAGUGAAUUCCUGUUUGUCUACCAAGAUUCAGACAUGGCAGAUUUCGAAGGCUACAUCGUACUUUUCCUGGUUUGGUUAGUCUCAAUGAUUGUUGUCCGAGCAAUUCUAAACAAAAUUCGAACUUCCAAUCAUCUACCUCCUAGUCCAAUGGCCUUACCAAUCAUUGGACACCUCCACCUCCUUGGAUCCUUACCCCACCAAGCUCUUCACAAGCUCUCAUUACGCUAUGGACCCCUAAUGCACAUAUUGCUGGGCUCGGUCCCUUGUCUUGUUGUUUCCUCUCCAGAAAUGGCUAAAGAGUUCCUUAAAACCCACGAAAACUCCUUUUCGGAUAGACCCAAAACAGCGGCCGUUGAUUACCUUACAUAUGGCUCUGUUGAUUUCUCCUUUGCUCCUUAUGGACCUUACUGGAAGUUCAUGAAGAAAAUUUGCAUGUCUGAACUUCUUGGUGGCCGAACACUAGAACUUCUACUCCCAGUCAGGCGUGAAGAGAUAAGGCGGUUCUUGCUUUUCAUCUUAAAGAAAGCAAAUGCUGGGGAGACCGUUGACGUUGCUGCACAACUUAUGAGGCUAACGAAUAAUGUGGUGUCGAGAAUGUUGAUGAGCGAGAGGUGUUCAGAUAAUGAAGAUGAAGCUGAUGGAGUGAGGAAGUUGGUACAAGAUGUAGUUGAACUUACAGGAAAGUUUAAUUUGUCAGAUUAUAUCUGGUUUUGUAAGAACUUAGAUUUGCAAGGGUUUGGGAAGAGACUGAAGCAGGUUCGUGACAGAUUUGAUUUGAUGGUGGUGAGGAUUAUAGAAGAGCACAUAUUGGCUAGAAAGAUGAGGAAGAGUGGAGGUGGUGAAGUUAGGGAUCUGCUUGAUAUUUUACUUGAUAUAUCAGAAGAUGAGAGCUCAGAGAUGAAGUUGACCAGAGAGAAUAUUAAGGCCUUCAUCCUGGACAUAUUUGCAGCUGGAACAGACACAAAUGCCAACACUACAGAAUGGGCACUGGCAGAGCUAAUCAAUCACCCCAGCAUAAUGGAGAAAGCAAGGGAAGAGAUUGAUUCUGUAGUAGGAAAAACAAGACUAGUAGAAGAAUCAGAUAUUCCUAAUCUUCCCUACAUCCAAGCUAUAGUGAAGGAAACACUAAGGCUUCAUACCUCUCCAUUUAUUACUAGAGAGUCCACUGAGAGCUGUACUAUCAAUGGUUAUAAAAUUCCGGCAAGGACUCAGCUGUUUGUGAACCUAUGGGCUGUAGGAAGGGACCCAAACCACUGGGAAAACCCACUUGAAUUUCGUCCGGAGAGGUUUGUUGGAGGGAACCAGUUAGAUGUGAGGGGCCAGCAUUUUCACCUGCUGCCCUUUGGAAGUGGAAGAAGAGGGUGCCCUGGAAUCUCAUUAGCACUGCAAAUGGUGCACACAACUCUGGCUGCUAUGCUUCAGUGUUUUGAGUGGAAGAUUGAUGGUCCUGUUGACAUGGAAGAGGGACCUGGGAUUACCCUCCCAAAGGCUCAUCCCCUUGUUUGUGUGCCAGUGGCUAGGCUCAAUCCAUUUCCAUCACUCUGAUUGCUGUAUUACUUAAAAUAAUAUAUAUAUAAACUAAUAAUUUCUCCUUAAAUAUGCAUAUUUUCUACAAUAUUACAACUGAACUGCGAAGAAAUUGA